CCUAAAAGACGUAGCUGUGCUCUGUGUAGGCUAUAUGUGUGUCCUGUGUGUGUGUGCAUCCAGUGUGUGUGUGUGUCCUGUUUGUGUGUGCGUGUGUCUGUGUGUCGAGCCGGCACGCUUCAGUGCGCACCAGUGCGCCUCCUGACGAAGAUAAUAAGUGUGUGUGUGUGAGAAGAGUGGAACGCAGUAACGAGGCAGACUCUGCUGUGAUAACUCUCGCUCUCUGACGGUAACAACAGUGAACGGAAAGACGAACCGUUACCGGUGGUAGACUGCACCUGCUGAAGACCAGUCUCCUCACGCGAUCAGGUCACGGCAAUAUUUGCGAACCGUCAGGGCCAGUAGAAGAAUGGAGCACAGUUUUCUACCUCGUUCUCUCUGGACCAGUGAGAGUAAAUUCCUCCAGCACGCCACGGACCUCUACACCAGCGUGGUGGUCACGCGCGACAUCCCAGCUGGCACAUCUUUUGGCCCGUGCGUUCUCCAAAACACCUUCUACGACACCAUUGCGUUUAUAGCACUAAAGUCCUGCGACAAGAUAAAUAAAUCUUACUUAUUUAGGGUCGACCCAGAGGCGAUGCAAAGCUCUUCCCUCGUGCUCUCCUGGCUACGGCUGGUGCAGGCCGCGCGCAGCCGCGAGGAGCAGAACACCGAGGCUUACCUGAAGGCGGGGCAGCUUUAUGUCCGGACCACACGGGACAUCAGGCACGAAGAGGAGCUGCUGGUGUGGUACGACCAUGAGCUAUCUCACCUCCUGGGUUUCACAGAAAUGGCAGCAACAGAACCCGCUGCAGAAUUCAGAUGCAUAAAGUGUACCCAGGCCUUCAAGCACGAGUACCCCUUCCUUGCGCACUGCCGGUUCCUGUGCACGCAGGUGAAGAAUGACGCGCUAAGCAGAGAGGCCUACGAGCACAAACACAUGGAGAUUAAGAGACAACACCGCGUCUUGGACUUCCACAACAUAGCCAGAGAUCUAGAACACAAGAAAUCCAACACCCCCAACCAAGAGGAAGCUGAUAUUUCCCCGCGCAAAAGGAAGCAGGAGGAGACGGUUUAUCCACGGGGGAGGAAGUCGGUGUUGCUGGAAAAGACGAACAUCUCCAACGAUAGCAAUAUAACACAGUUAAACCGGGACUACCACCUCACAGCACCGGAGUCAUCCGCCUCCGGUCUGAAACUGAGGACGGACAAGUGUCAGCUGAAAAUUGACGAGCUGAAAACUGACCAUUUGGAAUGUAAAAACGGCACGUUAGGAGCGUUAGAAGUUGGAGUGGCGAAAAGGGCUUUUAUGCAUGAAAAGGAAAGGACAGCCGAUGACUACAGACAGACGGGUCUGGAGCAAGGGAGGCCUGAUAGUCUUCACUCAAACAGCAGUAGUCGAAGAAGUGCGUUUUCGUUCGUCCUGUCCGGUGAUCAAGAGCAGAAGAGCGCUUUCUGUAAACCCAGCAAGAGACUCCCCCCUACCGACCCCACUCCAGACCGAGCCACCGUCACUGCGCUAACGGCUCGUUCCAGCCGUUUAACUGACAUGGCCCACGCUUUUACAUCAAAAUCUGUUUUGGGGUACAACAGUAUGUUGUCAUCUAAUGUUUUGAACGGAGAAUUACCAGGUCCACAGACCUUACCUUUGCCCGUUAGCGGAAACGCUUUUCCCUAUGCCCCAGAUCACUGGUCGAGAAAUAUUGGAGCUCAGCUGCAGACCACCUGCUCUCUCACAGUCCUCCCACCAACAUUCACCUCGUUUGGGGUGUCGGUACAGAACUGGUGUGCGAAGUGUAAUCUGUCCUUCCGCAUGACCUCGGACCUGGUGUUCCACAUGCGCUCGCACCACAAGAAGGAGUUCGCGCCGGAAUCCCAGGUGAGGAGGAGGCGAGAGGAGAAACUAAUCUGCCCCAUCUGCAACGAGUUCUUCCGCGAGCGGCACCAUCUCUCGAGACACAUGACUUCUCAUAAUUAAAUAUGGACACUUUGACAGAAAAAAGCAGGCGAUGGUUCUAACUCAAUCUAUCUACAGGGUUGUGUUAAAACCUUCUUGGCCAUUAUGUUUACAGCAAAAGUCAUAGUGGCAUAUUAGAUAUAUCUUUCGUGAUGGGAAUUUAAAUGUGAAAACCAACUGAAUGUGGGUCCGCGCAGUGCAACUGAAUCAAGGCUACAUAAUUACGCAUUAUGAGCACACGUAAUGGUGGCCAGUGUCCGCUAGAUGGCGAUAUACACACAUGUAACCUACCUGUCAAAUCACCGAUAACGGAAAUUGAGUUGACAGCCGGUAAGUGUUUUAUGUAAGUGGGAAAAUAACCUGUCUGAACUGUGCCUUAGGAAACUCAGGUGGGAAAGAAGAGAUUUGAGGUGGAUGAAAUGCAUAUAGAUGUAUGUGAUUGUUACAAAUAUACUGAUGUCCCUAUCCUCA
Messenger RNA from Hypomesus transpacificus, 2407 nucleotides. It is a transcript of the gene znf488, whose product is annotated as PR domain containing 8. Gene Ontology annotation, molecular function: protein binding. Bases 350 to 1957 code for a protein of 535 amino acids. Gene Ontology annotation, cellular component: nucleus. Gene Ontology annotation, biological process: regulation of DNA-templated transcription. The record is from RefSeq and is a predicted model, not a curated record. Lineage: Eukaryota; Metazoa; Chordata; Actinopteri; Osmeriformes; Osmeridae. The transcript is spliced from 4 exons.